Molecule: messenger RNA, 2352 nt
Organism: Lathyrus oleraceus (garden pea)
Lineage: Eukaryota; Viridiplantae; Streptophyta; Magnoliopsida; Fabales; Fabaceae
Exons: 3
Coding region: 490-2040 (516 amino acids)
Source: RefSeq, a predicted model, not a curated record
AAAUCACUUGCUAAUCAUAACAGAAUCAUCAUUUCACCAAAACCAGAUCAAGAACCAUUCCAAUUCUCUAAAACCCUCAAGAACUCUCCAAAACCAAAAUCCACAAAUCUUCACCAAUCUUUGAUCAAAUUGCAAAAUUAUUGUUGCAUUGAUCUUGUAAUAGCCUACACUCCAUCUGUUUCUAGGUUUCUUCACCAAUUAAGCCUCGAAUCACCACUGUCCAAGCAAGCAUCUCCAAUGGAAAAUCGGGAAUUCGCAUGCUAGAAGUGGAAUCAAUUGAACCUGAACCUGGAAUUCAACUCAUUGAAGCUUGUUUCACAUCUGUUUUGGACUUAAACGCGUGAAGAACACCGAUUGCAGCACUGCCAUUGCCGGUACUUUAGUUGCUCAGUUCCUUGUGAACUAUUGCUUUGCUUUGCUUUGCUUAAGCAACUUGCAUAGAGGGACCCUUUGGAUCGAGAUCUUGGCUGAGAGACUUUCUAUUCAGAGAUGAGAAGACCCGGCUUGAAGGAUGAUGUUGCUUACAGUUUCUUUGACCCGGAUAUCAGUGUGCUGAAGGAUAUGAUAGCGUUGAUCACUCCUGACCAUGUGGGGUUGUUUCGUGAGGUGUAUGGGGGUAUUCUGAAGACAGUUUUCAGGCUCAUGGAUAGAGACAGGAGUGCCAUCCAUACUCUACUUCAGUUUUACGAUCCUGAGCUGAGGUGUUUCGUCUUCCCAGAUUACGUGCUAGGGCCGAUGUUGGAAGAUUAUGCUGAUAUUUUGAAUAUCCAGAUCAGGGAUCAGGUUCCUUUCCGUGUUACUAAGGAAGAACCUGAUAUUGGUGGGAUUUCUCGUGCCUUCUAUCUGAGUCCAGAGGUUGUGAAGGGUAAUCUGAAGGAGAAGGGUAAGUUGCCUGGUUUUCAUCUGAGUUUCCUAGAGGCUAAGGCUAAAGAGCAGUCAGAAUUGGGGAAUUGGGAAGCUGUCUGUGCUCUGGUUGCGGCGAGCAUUUAUGGGAUCAUUCUGUUUCCGAACCAGAAGAACUUUGUGGAUAUCAAUGCCAUCCGCUUGUUUAUUCGAAGGAAUCCUAUCCCUACAUUGAUUGGAGAUGUCUAUUAUUCGGUUCAUAACCGGAAUGAGAAGAGGCGUGGGGGUCUGAUUCGAUGCUGUGCGCAGUUAUUGGUCAAGUGGUUUAUGGGUUACUUGCCAUCCAAGGGUGCUUUUGUUCUUCUGGGUCAGAAUGUUAAUUGGGCGACCAAACUGAUGGGUUUGAGGGCUAAGGACAUAGAUUGGACUCACAGCAGCGGGGUUGGCCAAGAUUUUAUUUGCAGUUGCAGGGGUUUUCCCAAUGUGCCACUUAUAGGGGUGCAGGGUUGCAUUAAUUAUAACCCGACACUUCUUAAGAGGCAGAUGGGAUUCGCUAUGGAGCUUCCACCAUACAAGAGUGAUGUUCAGGAAUCUGUGUACUUCCCGGUUGAGGGUAAUCAGGAUAGGGUGAAGCAGAUAUCCGAUGCAUGGCGCAGUAUUCAAAGGAAAGGCAAGGCUUCUUGGGGUAGGGCUAACAACAGAUCUUUUCCCUCAUUCGAUGAUUGGCUCAGAAAGAGAGUGGAACUUACUUGUCUACCGUUUCCUAUGGUCGAUCCGUGGUAUCCGUUGGUUGAGGAGACUCCUUCUACUGUCAGUAUGGAUGAGUUCUUAGAGAUGAAGCGGGAACGAGAUCAGCUGCUUGCAGAGAAGACGGAAUUGGAGAUGAAUGUUGCUCGGGUUCAGAGAGCCAAUCAGGAGCUCAAAGCAAAGAUGGAAGAUCAAGACAAGCGGCAUGCCCUGAAUGCAAAGCGCUUCGAGAUGGAUACCGCCUACUAUGGGAAGGUUAGUCAGGCUUUGGCAUCUUCGGCAAAGGAGCAUGAUAUCACUAAGGAGAACCUGUUCAGAGCAUCAAAGGUGAUAGAAGAUGAGAAGAGGAGGCAAAUCCUAGUCAGGGAUCAGAGGGAUGAGAGAGCCAGAGUCCUCGCUGCAGAGUGGGAGGCGGAGAAAGCAAAGAUCAGGGCCGAGAGAGAUCAUUAAUGGCAGAGAGAGACCACUACUUCAGACAGAUGAAGAUUCAUCAGAAGGAAGUUGGAAGACUACAGCAGGAGAACAUAGAGCUCAGGUUCGCCGCAGAGUUCGCAAGGAUGGAAGGCGAGAUAGGGCCAUCUGCGGGACCCUCAUCCAGUUAGAUCUUUCUUUUGUUGUGAAUUACCGUCAGGCUUGUUGACGGAAUUCACUUGUCUGUAUUUCUUUCCUAUUCUGGAGGAUUGUAUCUGACCUUAUCGGGUUGAUGUAUGACUAUUGCACUGAUUGUGCACUUUUGCUAUGUGAUGGUGAUUUUUCAUUCAA